AUGGCAGCUCUAGCCACCUCAGCCCCGCGCUGGCUCGCGUGCCUAGCUGUCUGCGCUGCGCUCCAGGCGCCGACGACCGGACGCGCACGAACCGCGAGCGUCCGCGCCGCGGCGCGCGACGGCACGAGCGACGUCGUCGUCGUCGGCAGCGGCAUCGGCGGCCUGUCGGCGGCGGCGCUGCUGGCCAAGUACGGCUACAGCGUGACGGUCUGCGAGAGCCACGACCGCAUCGGCGGCUGCGCCCACGGCUUCGAGCGGCGCACCGCGGCCGGGUCGUUCCACUUCGACAGCGGGCCGUCCCUCUUCUCGGGCUGCAGCGCGCCGUCGUCGAACCCGCUGCGCCAGGUGCUUGACGCCGUCGGCGAGACGCCCGAGUGGGCGUCCUACGACGAGUGGGUCAUGUACCUGCCCGAGGGCGAGUUCCGCACGAGGAGCGGCGACCGCGCGGCCUUCGAGGCCGAGCUCCGGCGGCUCGGCGGCGCGUCCGCCGCCGCGGACUGGCGGCGGUUGCUCGCGGCGAACGAGGCGUUGGCCGAGGUCGUCGGCGGCGUGCCGCCCAUCGCGCUCCGGGCAGACCCGGGCGCGGCGGCGACGGCGCUCGCGCCCUACGCGCCCAAGCUGGACCCCGCGCUCAUGGCGCGCUUCGGGCUCGAGCUCCUCACCAAGGGCAUCGACCCGUCCGGCCCGUUCUCCAGGGUCUUGGACGCCGCGAACGUCCCGCCGACGUCGCUCGUCUACCGCUGGUUCGACUUCCUCGCCUUCGCGCUGUCGGGCCUGCCCGUGACGGAGACGUCGGCCGCGGCCGUGAGCUUCAUGAUCAAGGAGUUCUUCGCCGACGGCGCGGUCAUGGACGCGCCCCUCGGCGGCUCGCCGGCCAUCGCCGACGCGCUGGCGCGGGCCGUGACGUCGCGCGGCGGCGAGGUGCUCACGCGGGCCCACGUCGACGAGUUCGUGAUGGAGGACGGCGCGUGCGUCGGGUGCCGCUUGCGGGACGGGUCCGUGCGCCGCGCGCGCGAGGCCGUCGUCUCGAACGCGCCCGUCUGGCAGACGCUGAAUCUGGUGCCCGCGGCCGCGCGGCCGCCGCGGCUCGAGGGCACGUGCCUCGACGCGGCGAACACGCCGAUGACGGGGUCGUUCCUCCACCUGCACGUGGGCUUCGACGCGGCGGGGCUCCCGGAGGACCUCGGCGUGCACCACAUCGUCGUCGCCGACUGGGACGAGCCCAUCGACGCCCGGGACAACUGCGUCUUCGUCGCGAUCCCGUCGACGCUCGACGGCGGCGCCGCGCCGGACGGGCAUCACGUGCUCCACGCGUACCUGCCCGCGACGGAGCCCUACGCGGACUGGGCGGGCCUCGACCGCGCCUCCGCCGAGUACAAGGCGAAGAAGGAGGCGCGGGCCGAGGUGCUCUGGAAAGCCGUGGAGCGGUUCAUCCCCGACAUCCGGCGGCGCGCCGUCGUCUCGAGCGUCGGCACGCCGCUCACGCACGAGCGGUUCCUGCGGCGCGAGGGCGGCACCUUCGGCCCGGCCUUCAAGGCCGGCGACCGGGCCUUCCCGGGCCACAAAGCGCCCGUCGACGGCCUCUUCUGCUGCGGCGACUCCACGUUCCCGGGCAUCGGCGUCCCCGCCGUCGCGGGCUCGGGCAUCGCCGUCGCCCACGCGAUCGCGCCCGUGGGGAAGCACCUCGCGCUCCUCUCGGAGAUGCGCCGGGCCGGGACCCUCGCGUGA
This is a messenger RNA of Aureococcus anophagefferens, 1728 nucleotides long. RefSeq lists its product as hypothetical. Gene Ontology annotation, biological process: carotenoid metabolic process. The transcript has a single exon. The record is from RefSeq and is a predicted model, not a curated record. Lineage: Eukaryota; Pelagophyceae; Pelagomonadales; Pelagomonadaceae. Gene Ontology annotation, molecular function: oxidoreductase activity. The coding region runs from base 1 to 1728 and encodes 575 amino acids.